UACUACUACUACUGCAAUCCCUACUAAUACUACAACUACUACUACAAUCCCUAUUAAUACUACUACUACUGCAAUCUCGACUAUUCCUACUACUGCAAUCCCUAAUACUACUACUACUACAAUUCCUAUUAAUACUACUACUACUACAACCCUGCUAAUACUAUGACUACUACUACAACCCCUACAAAUACUACUACUACUGCAAUCCCUACUAAUACUAUGACCACUAUCCCUACUACUACUACUUCUCCUACCACUACUCCCCCCACUACCACUCCUACUACUACUACUACUCGUACUACUACCACUCCUGCCCCCACCACCACCCCUCUGGUUUGUGUCAAUGGUGGGAUAUUAGAGAGUGGUGUCUGCAUCUGUCCUGAUAAAUGGACCGGAGAGACGUGUUCAGUAGAAAAUUCCUGCAAAGACAACAAGAUAGGAGGAUUCAGUUUCCCAGAGACACCCAUCGGCUGGUUCGCAUACUCUGAAGAACUCUGUCCCACAGGAACAAGUGGAGCUGGUAAAUCACGGGCUUCAACCAGAUGCACCAUCAAGACCGGAUCACCCAGUUUUGAACAUCCACCUCAGGUCUUCAAGUGUGACCAGACCCUCAGUGACAUUAAAGAGAACCUCACCAGUGUGGCUGAUUUAGAGACGUUGGCGAGCAGCACUCAGAUUCUGACGUCCAAACCCGAGGAGCUGACGGCCGACAACGUUACGACGGCAGCUCAGAUCGCCAACACUCUGCUGCUGUCUCCUCAGGCCACAGAGAGCGUCAGGGUGGCAGCAGUAGCUACAGUCAGCCAGCUGCUCAACGCCAGCACUCCAGACACCGACACCGAUGAGAACAACACCACUCUGAGCCUGACGCAGACUCUGGACCAGCUCUCUGUCAACCUCAGCUCCAGCCUCAAUACGACUCAGUCUCAGGUGGUUCAACCAAACCUGGUGGUCCAGUCAGCCCAGGUCCCUGCUGCCGACACUCAGGGAGUCCAGUUCACCUCCCUCACAGGAAAGUCAGGCAGUUUUGUGUCCGACCGGAUUCAGCUCAACACCAACACGUCAACAGUUGUGGUAGAAAACAGGUUCAUAGCCGACGCCCUGAUAUACAUACGAUUUCCACCAGAAACUGUCAGCAGACAUCAGAAGCCGUCAAACGUCUCUCUGGGUUUCGUCCUCUACCAGAACGACCGUUUCUUCAGGUCAAGGCUCUACAGGAGGCGUCACGCCACCAUCAGGGUCCUGUCGGCCAGUGUCAAAGGUCAGGAGCGCAGCGUGGUGCCGCAGCAUGUGGAGAUGCUGUUCAGACCAAUGCUGAGGAACGGGACGUCUCUGAACGACUUCUCCUGUGUGUUCUGGGACUACAGCGUGGAGGACUGGAGCGCUGCCGGCUGCUCCAAAGGAAACGCCUCAGACGGAGUCCUCAGGUGUUUCUGUAACCACACCACUAACUUCGCUGCUCUCUGGUCUUUCAGAGAGAAUUAUGAGUACUCAGACGCUCUGGACGUGAUCUCCAUCAUCGGACUUUCUGUUUCUAUUCUGGGUUUGGUUGUAACCAUCGUUUACCACAUUCGAGACAAUUUUGGGAUGAAGACUCGUCAGAGCGACAUCAACUCAAAGAUCGCUCCGCUGUGUAUCUACGUCAGCCUGCUGGCCUUCAUCAUCACCUUCCUCUCUGGAGUUGAAAACAGACGGGACGACGCUGAGCUGAAGGUCGUACCUCAAACUAACGUCAUCCCGGACUCUGACGAACACGUGGACCCGGACCGCGGCUCGUGCACAGCGGUGGCCGCUCUGCUUCACUUCUUCCUGUUGGCCACCUUCACGUGGAACAGCGUGUACGGGACUCAGCUGGUGUUGCUGGUCCGGACCAUGCGCCGCAGUCUUCCUCCGAACUGGACUCUGCUCAGCAUCGCUGUGGGAUGGGGAGUCCCGGCUGUCUUCAUGGCGGUCACGCUGGGAGCGACCUACAGGGUGGACAAUCCUCUGGGCUACAGACAGGAGGAGUUCUGCUGGCUUGCAGCUCUGGACAAAGACAAACAGUUUCACUUUGGGAGACCGAUGUUCUGGUCUUUCCUGGUCCCGGUUGGUCUGAUCCUGGUCUACAACAUCGUGCUGUUUGUUCUCACCUCUCUGACCAUGUGCAGGACAGACCCGACUCUGAAGAGCACCAGUCACCUGACUCUGAAGAAGAAGUUCCUCAGCAGUUUCUCUCUGGCUGUGUUACUGGGUCUUUCCUGGACUCUGGGGUACCUGGUCCUCGUCACUACAGGACACGCACACCUGGUCUUCAGCAUCUUAUUCUGCGUCUGUACGACCACACAGGGUUUUCAGAUCUUCGUCCUGUUCACAGCCAGGAAGCCGUCGUUCAGAGCCAGCGUCUCCCGGACUCUGCAGUACGCCUCCUCCGUCAACAUCCCGCUGCAGAACUCAAGGUACAACCUGCUGAAGGGCUGGAUGAGGAACACCGCCUCCGAGUCCUACAGAGACCUGAAAGACGAGCACACGAGCUGAUGAAGAGCCUCGGCAGGUCGAGUCAGAUCGAGUCAGAUCUCUGUCUUUAGCUCUUUGAACUCACAGAUGUGUCUGAGUUAAACACUGUUAAACCUGUUUUCUGUAUCUGUAUCAUUUACUCAAACUUUGUACUGUUGCUCUUGUAUCAUAUUAUCUUAUUUUAUUAUUAUUAUUUUAAUUUAUGUUAUACUGCACUAACUCUGCUCCUCAGACGUCUGAUGAUAGAACCAUGAUAAAGCUGAGAGGCUUUAAACACAGUGAACAUUUAUCAGUAACUAUAAUAAUAAUAUAAUAGUAAUAUUAUUUUAACUUGAUUUCACUGUAAACAGAGAAUCACUGAGGUGAUUCAUGAGAACAAUCUGUGUCACUUUAAAUAAAAACUGCUGUUAAUGUGUUUGAAAGUCAACUUUGCAUUUGCUCUAAAUGUUUUUAAUCUAAACUGGGCUUUUAAAGGUCUAGAUUCAAUUCAACUCUGUUCAUCUGAAAUCAGUCUUUUAAUGAGUGAUGGUGAGAACAGAUUUAAAUGGUCUGUACUAGUGUAAACUGGUU
Lates calcarifer (barramundi perch) is the source of this 3063-nucleotide messenger RNA. It is a transcript of the gene adgrg7.1, whose product is annotated as adhesion G protein-coupled receptor G7, tandem duplicate 1. Lineage: Eukaryota; Metazoa; Chordata; Actinopteri; Centropomidae. Gene Ontology annotation, biological process: cell surface receptor signaling pathway; G protein-coupled receptor signaling pathway. Gene Ontology annotation, molecular function: G protein-coupled receptor activity. Gene Ontology annotation, cellular component: membrane. The record is from RefSeq and is a predicted model, not a curated record.